Epinephelus lanceolatus (giant grouper) is the source of this 4954-nucleotide messenger RNA. It is a transcript of the gene npat, whose product is annotated as nuclear protein, ataxia-telangiectasia locus. Lineage: Eukaryota; Metazoa; Chordata; Actinopteri; Perciformes; Serranidae. Gene Ontology annotation, molecular function: protein binding; transcription coregulator activity. Gene Ontology annotation, cellular component: nucleus. The record is from RefSeq and is a predicted model, not a curated record.
UGGACGUCACCGUCACAACAAUACCUCUGACGGUUUCCUAAUUGAACGCCGUAUAACGAAUCUCUGAGAGACUUUUCCGUAACAUGUAGCUGCCUGGCUAACUCUUAACACUUUAUAUUAACAAACAGGCAGCCAUGUUGCUACCGUCCGACGUCGCCCGGCUUGUUUUAGGUUACCUCCAAGAAGAGGGACUGUCAGCCACAACCCAAGCUUUCAUCCAUGAGUGCCCAAAUCUGAAAGAGUAUGCUGAACACACCACAGCAGAUGGGACCAUUCCUGCGUGUGUGUUUUCUGUCUUUGGGAAAGGCCUCACAACCAUCUUAAAUGAGUAUGUGGCUGCUAAAGCAAAAGAGUCUCGUCAUGAGGUGCCUGCCAUGAUGACUUCGCUGUGGAAAAAGCUGGAUUUUACACUCAACCAGAUCAAGUCAUUGCAGAAUUCCCCCGCUAUAUCAGCGAUUCAAAGAACACGUUCACGCAUCGGAGUGGCAAACAUGGCUCGACAGCGGGUCCUGACCGUAUCUUCAGCUGGUGGUGUUGUCUGCUCAUCAGUUUCUGAAACAAGCUCCAUCAUCAGCCCGGCACUCAGCUCCCACAGCAUGCUCAGCCACUCCACUCCCGUGAGCUACACUGCCACGCAAACCCGAUUAGCUACCGGCAGUGGCUCACAGCAGCAGAUCGGUGAUGUCAGCAGAAUACUAAAUACGCCCAGGGACUCGCCUGUUCAGAUAAUUGUUUCAGAACAACGGCUAAAUCAAGGCCCGAUGUCUCCUGGACGACGGAAAUGGGACACCCCCAGGAAGAGAGGUGGAGCUCAGAGUGGGUCUAGUACCCCUGGCAGAAGUGCCAUGACUGUGAAUACUCCCAGUGCAGAACCCCAACCUGAAGAGACCGUCGAUGAGAACUUUCCUCAACUUGUGAUACAAAAUGCACGAGACAAGAUACUGGGGGACAGAUCGUUACAAGAGAAGCUUGCUGAAAAUAUCAACAAAAUCCUCGCCAACGAGCCAACGCCCCAAUCAUCAAAGGCCCCUUCAAGUACAGUGGAGGCAGACCAGUCUAUAGAUGAAAUCCUAGGAUUACAGGGUGAAAUCCACAUGAGUGAUGAUGCCAUCCAUGACAUUCUGGAACAAACAGAGUCUGACCCGGCUUUCCAGGCCCUGUUUGAGCUUUUCGAUUACAACAAAACCAAAUUCACAGAUGGCGAAGCAGGGGAUGGAGAUAUUAGCACUAGUCCAGAAGAGAGUGACACUGCUGGACCUUCAUCUACAGUCGAACCCCUUCAGAGUGAUGAGCCAGGCACUACACAGAGAGAAGCCAACACUUCAGAUCCAACACCAGUGACGGUGAAGAUGAGAGCUGGACAGGAGCGUAAGACAAGAAAGCUGACUGCUUCCACCUUGUUAAAGAAAACAGUUCUUGGCCCCAGCGGGAGAGCAUCCAGAAUUGAAAACAGUUCAGCCAAACUGUUAGUGAGUCACGGGGAUCACCGAGGUGUCUCAUCUACUGCAGUGAACUCGAACAGAAAAGAAAAAGCCUCACUCUUCAGUAACAGUGAUUUUGGAACACCAAUGGAUAUUGAUGAACCGUUGAACACACCUCCCCCUCCUGCAGACUGUGUGGCCAUGCAGGAGACUUCCGCAAAGGACAGCACCUCCGUCACAAUUGCUCCCAGUGAACCAAACAUCCCUCCCUCCACUGCAUUUGCAGUGCCAGAAGUGACAUCUAAUGUUGACAAAAAACAGCAACAUAAACAAGCACAAGGAUGUAAAGUGCAACCUCUGAUAGCCCCCUGUACUUUUUUGUUUCCCUCACAAGUUGAACCGAACAACACUCCAGCGUCGACCGCUGACCUACCUCAUACAUCACUUUCAAACAGUGGAAGAGACACUCAAACAGGGUCUACUGUCUCAGUAACACCCGAAUCUGCGUCUUGCACACCUGCUUCUAGCAGUGCCACAGUUACAACUGCGCCUGCCUCACCCUCAUCAGUGUCCACUGUUGCACCAUUCACAGCGACACCUUGCUCACCCACAUCUGCCUCUACCUCUUCAACAAUUACAGCUACACCUGGCUCAUCCUCACCUGUGUCACCCACAUCCUCCUCAUCUUGUGUCCCACUUGGUGCAGCACCUGAUCCUCCAACCACCCCAAGCAAAGCUGCUGCCGAUUCCAGUAAUAUAGUUUCUUUGAAGAUCAUCAUCACUGAUAACCAGGAUGAGGAGUCUCCCAGUGACAAGGCCUUGAAUCAGGCAAUUUCUAGCAUUUCUGGUGACAAGAUACCCACCAUUUAUCUUUCCUCCCCAGCUAAGACCUCUGGAGGCCCUGGCACACCAAAGGCCAACUUGGAUGAGGCGGCACAGGCAGUUAGUGGCUUACAAAGCUCUGAGGCACAUGGUAGUCCUCUCAGCUAUAAGGCUGGGGCUUUGCUCGCAUCCCCAUUAACGGGGACAUCACAGGCCCAGCAAAACUACAUAAUCCAACUACCCCUGGACACCACUAACCCUGCCCUCCAAGGAGCCACUGCCAGUUACUUCCUUGUGACUGAACCUCCGAGUACAGAUGUUCAAACUAGACAGGUGCUGCUGUCUGCUGGUGUCUCAAAGGGACAGCCUUUGCCCACCAACCAGUAUGGGGUGACCACACCGACUCGCUCUCAAGGCUACUCCCCUGGGUCAACACUCAUUUUACCAUCCCCUGUGAAGCCCAUGGUGCUUCCUGUUUCUGUUAUGGGGCAGAAUACUCUGGGGAAGGUCCAGAUGGUGUCAAAUCAGCUUGUUGCCAUACCAAGCCCAGUACCAGCGCAGCAGUCAGAAGCUGUUAAGUCCAAGUCUCCGGCAAAGGCAAUCAAGCCAUCUACACCUGCUGGCACUGAGCAACACCUGGUUGGUAAGUUGGUUCAACCUGCACUGGCUGAAAACACAGGCCAGCAGGAUGCAUCAAAGGGUUCAAGAUUUAGGAGAAUUUUAUGUUUCGACUCUUCUGCAGAAGUGCAACCACAGACUGCUACAACAACAACAACCACCACCACCCCUUCAGCUACAAAUACAUCUCCAUCGCAAUCUGUCCAUCAGACUGAGAAAGAUCAUGCACGGUUGGUGCCUCGAACAAAACCUGCUAUCCUGGGUGGCAACAAGCCCAAGAGGAGGGUCGAAACCAUCAGAUGUUCAGCAGAUCCUCAGACUGGAGGAAGCUUUAUGAAGGACGCAGAGAAGUCAGUGCCUCCACAACAUCAACAGAAAGAUCCUCUUAAAAAGAACUCUCGCAAACAAGAUCAUAGCUUCCAUACCCAAGAGUCUCAAAGUUCAAGUAACAGCAAGGAUGAUGCAUCACAGCCUGAGACUUUGAAAAAGUCUGAAACAGGAGGGAGAUCAAAAUCUACUGACAGGAAACACAGUCAUAAUAAGGAUGGGGGUGGAGCGAAAGCUAAGGAUCCUCACACUUCUAGGUCAUUGUCAUCUGAUUCUGCACUGAAAUCAGGAACUAGAAAGGAGAAAGAGGAGAGCAGCAGGAAAGAACCUACAGAUAAAGCUCCUGCCAAAAUGCGUGAGGGCCGUACAGAGAAGAGGACUCCCUCUCAGGAGACGCCAAAUGUGACCGCUAACAAGGAAAAUGAGAUGAAGGGUAGCUUGCAAGAGCAGCAGCAGCAGUCAACACCUUCAUCCUCAGCAUUAAAAGACUUAAGCCCUCCUGCUGUUGCCCAGCCUGCAUCUAAUCCUCAGUCAAAGGCUACAAAAGCACCGUCAAAGACCAGCUCUCUGGCCAAACAGGCAGCUGAGAUGCUGCAGGACAUCCAGGGGCUUGGCUCUCCUUCCGCCCCAAUCAAGAGGCCUGGAGCGGGCAGUUCAGACCAUAGUCUUCCCAGGACCCUUGGGACUGGGCGUAACCAGGAGGCGUCCCCUGAACGUCCCAGGACUCCUUCCCGACAGAGGAAAGGUAGAGAUGGAGAGGCGACUCCCAAGCAUCUGAUGCCUCCCAACACCCCGGAUGUCCCCACCUGCAGCCCAGUCAGUGAGGCUGGCAGUGAGAACAGCAUUAACAUGGCUGCUCACACACUCAUGAUUCUGUCACGUGCUGCUAUCGCCAGGACAGGCACUCCACUGAAGGACAGUUUGCGUCAGGAGGAAGUAAGAGAAGGUUCUCCCACAAGCUCAAAGAACUCAAAGAAACGCAAACAGUCUUCUCCCUCAUCCAGCCCACCUGCAAAGAAGGAGUCAAAACAAUCUCCCAGCAAAAAGAAAGAUCGGGAAAGGAAGAAACUUGUGGAGUGCUUCCCCCAUGACUUGGAUGUGGAUAAGUUCUUGUCCUCACUUCACUAUGAUGAGUGAAACCAGACACACCAACAGGAAAGGACAACCAUAUCACUACCUGCUUAGGUUACUAUCCAGGAAUAGAACAAGCCAUCUGCUCAACCAGUGCCUAUGGUUUCUAUUAGUAACCUUGCCCGAGACCUUAUAAGCUGUAAUGUCUCCUUCAGCCAAUGAGGGACCUUGAUUUGUUUGAAUGUUUUCCAGUACUUAGUAGCAGCAGUAGGGCAACCACGGCGCUUUGUUUUCUCAUUCUCAUGCUCACUUCUGUUUAAAUUAUUGUUUUGUACCACAGCAAAACAGCGGGGCACUUGACAUAAUGGGUGCGUGUCGAUGAAAAGGGUGACUCAAAGCAUUUUCUUGGUCAAUAUUUGACUCUAGUUUGAUAAAUCCAGCUAACACUGACUGAUAGGUUGCUGUGUAAAAACUAUGUAAUAUCUACUGGUAACACUGAAAUGAGACCUCUCAUUGGUUUUACUUUGUCAUGUUAAAAACCCGAAAGCAAUGUGAAGAUCAUAUUUUAUGUCAUACAUGUGUACUUUACAUUUUGUACUUUUUUGUUGGUAGAAUCUGACACACAAAAUGGCUGCAACUGUUGAAAUUUCCAUUCUCAGGCUUCAUUCAGUGUUGUAAUAAAACAAAGAAACAGU